AAGAGCAGAAACAAACAUCUGACCUUAGCUGAGAUAAAAUAACCUGCUGCUACCUAAAACACAAACUUCAGGAUGGCUCGUCUGGUUCUGUCUGCGAUUGUGCUGAUGAUGGCUGUCAUCACUUUCACUGAAGGUCUGCGUGGAGUUGGACCAAAGAAGUGCUGCUUCCAGUUCAAUGACAAUAAGGUUUCAAUAAAUAGGGUGGUGGGCUACACCAAAACCAGUCAGCGCUGCCCCAACCCUGCCUUUUUGCUGAAAACAGUUGCAGGCCGUCAGCUGUGUGUCAGUCCUUCAGCACCCUGGGUGAAGGAGCUCAUCAGCCAGCUGGAGGCCAAAAAGGUUUCUGGUUCAAACACCAACCUGUAAACGUGCAAAUAAUCUACCCACAAGCCAGCCUACAUCAUGAUGUAGCUGGUAUCUGAUGCUACAGUUUCUUACAAAAAACAGCAGCUCUCUUUCUUCUAUAUUUACCAAAUAUUCUAAUAUUUGAAACCAGACUACCGGGAUGAAAUGAAGGGAAUCAAAUAUUCUUCAUGUAAAUGAAGUCUGUUUUUUUUUUUAUUAUUGUGGUUGUCAUAAGGAACAACAGAAGUAUUUUUGUAAAAUACAACACAUAAAGUUCAACCAUCAACUCUGUGAGCUUUACCUCUAUUGUAGUUUGAACUGAUCUUAGAAAGUAACUAUUGUAAAAGACAAAUGUCUUCCAAAACCACAAAGUGUCAUCUCUAUCAUAUAAGCUACGAAUAUUGCACUUGCUUAUGUAACAACUUAACUGCUGUUAUCUGAUUCUAUUUAAAGUCUUAUCUGACAGAAGUAUUGUAACCCAUUCAGAAGUAUGAAAUAAUUUUCUGUAUGCUUGAACCAAUGUGAUCCUUACGAAAUAAA
This is a messenger RNA of Cyprinodon variegatus (sheepshead minnow), 885 nucleotides long. Its product is annotated as monocyte chemotactic protein 1B-like. Gene Ontology annotation, cellular component: extracellular region. Gene Ontology annotation, biological process: immune response; cellular response to tumor necrosis factor; inflammatory response. The transcript has 3 exons. Bases 73 to 366 code for a protein of 97 amino acids. Gene Ontology annotation, molecular function: chemokine activity; CCR chemokine receptor binding. NCBI's taxonomy places the organism in Eukaryota, Metazoa, Chordata, Actinopteri, Cyprinodontiformes, Cyprinodontidae. The record is from RefSeq and is a predicted model, not a curated record.